AUGGCAAAUCACGGGGCAGGGGACGUGGCCAAAAGCUCUGCAGGGCUGCACGAGCGCAAGGUGGCGCGGCGGCAGGCGGCUAUGGAGGCGGAGAUGGUCAGCCUGCGCGAGCAGUACGACAGCGGCAGCGGCAAGGCGGCGGCGGAGGCCGGGCCGGCCGAGCGCACGCGCGCGGAUAUCCGCGUCGAAGUGCCGCGCGCCGGCGAUGACCCCGCCCCCUGCCCCCCCAAGACGUCCCCCUCCUUGUCCCCCGGCAAAGCUCCCCCGCAGGCCGCAGCCCAGGACAUCUGAUCGGCUGAUGUAUGCCUCAUCAGCUGCGGCGGAGGCUUCUGAUGUGUGAUCAGCUGCCCAGAUCUCAUCAGCGGUAGAGGGAGAACCUUCAUGUGAUCAGCUGCUCUGGUCUCAUCCCCGGGAGAGGGAAACUUCAAGCGAUCAACUGAUGUGAUCUCAUCAGCACUAGAGGUUUUUGAUCUGUCAUCUGCUGCGCUGAUCUCAGGGGGAGAGGGAAAGCUUCAUGUGAUGAGCUGCUCUGAUCUCAUCAGCAAUGGAAAGAAUUCUAUCUUGGGAUCAGCUGAUGUGAUCGCAUCAGCGGCAGACAUAUCUUGUCAUGGAUUCAGGAUCCCUUGCUUGGGGCUGGCAUGGCUGGAAUGCCAUGGCAAGCCAUUGCCUGGGCAUGCACAGCAGAUGUUCUAUGUCAUAUAUCUAAGUGCAGAUGUCUUCAUGACCACAAAGAACUGACUGGGUCGCAUUGAGACACUUGCGCUGUACAUGGAAACAAGCUGUUCUCUACAGCUGUGGAUAAAGUUGCAUAACGUUCUGAUCAAUAGCCAAAAUAACUACCCCACUUCAGUGGUUGACACCUUUACAUUGACAUGACAUGACCAAACAUUACCAGUACAAUAGUCUUCUUUAUGUGUAUUUCUUGGACUUUGACUCACUGCGUGUGUGCAGAAUCGUUUUUAAAAAUGCAGUGUCACUUUUUGACCUAUAUAUAGAAGUGGAUGGGGACCCUUAAAUUCUUACAUGGCCAAAGUAAUCAGGAACAAUCUCUGCAAGGCUCGCUUUUAGGCAGCAUGUACAUGUGCCAACACUCUUACAAAAUCUGUAAACAUGGCCUGACAC
Messenger RNA from Coccomyxa subellipsoidea C-169, 1122 nucleotides. RefSeq lists its product as hypothetical. Lineage: Eukaryota; Viridiplantae; Chlorophyta; Trebouxiophyceae; Coccomyxaceae. The transcript is spliced from 2 exons. The record is from RefSeq and is a predicted model, not a curated record. Bases 1 to 291 code for a protein of 96 amino acids.